Molecule: messenger RNA, 4968 nt
Organism: Candidozyma haemuli
Lineage: Eukaryota; Fungi; Ascomycota; Pichiomycetes; Serinales; Metschnikowiaceae
Exons: 2
Coding region: 1-4968 (1655 amino acids)
Biological process (GO): mitotic spindle midzone assembly; microtubule cytoskeleton organization
Cellular component (GO): cytoplasm; spindle; mitotic spindle midzone
Molecular function (GO): microtubule binding
Source: RefSeq, a predicted model, not a curated record
AUGUUUUAUAGACUCCAAGGCUUUUCCCUACUACGGCAGCUACUGAAGGUACCCCGUCGUUACAAUUCUACUGCUGUGAACAAGCCCCUUCUACAAAAUCCCACGCUCAACUCAAGAGUGUACUCCGAAAUGAAAAAUGAGCCGCCAUACUCCCAACUUGGACGUGAAACAUAUCCAAAUCCGUUAUUUUCAUUAAGCAAAGAAAGUCUAGUUAAGCUCAAGGAAGACGACUAUCGCCACCUUCUAUCCAUUCCUUACAAAUCAGUCACAGAAAUAGAUCAGUUCUGCCUCAAUGUCAUCCAUAUUAUCCAUGAAAACCUCAUACGAAAUCCUUCACUAGCAAGAAUGUUUUUAGUGAACAUGAAAGAUCCAGAAAUGAGAGACAUUGUCAUAAGUUGCCUACAUCACUACUACAAGUCGAAUCAGCUUCGUGACUCCCUUCUAAGGUUCAUGCAUCUCCCCACGGACGCCAGUACCAAGAGCUCCAUCCUAGCCAAUAUCGAAAAUAUUGUCCUAGAACCUUCCUCUUCUCCAGAAGAGAAGAUGGCACUUUUCUUGAGCUAUCUUAGGAAGUUAGCACUUUGUUCAACGCUUAAUACGUCAUCCAUAUUGUUGAAUGAACCCAUCACCAAGGUUGUUCUAGAAAGCCUUCCUGAUUCGAGAAAACCAGAACUUUUCUCUUACUUUAUGCAUAUAAAUAUGAAGUUUGCUGAUAUGAGCAAAUUUGAAGUCUUGAAAGACUUUUUAUUACAUGGCUCGAGCAUGGCCAGAUUUGUCGCUAAGACUGGUGUUAUCGAUGCCAGAUGGCAGGAUACCAAGUACUAUACGUUCUCCGAUGAACAUAAGCAGAAGAUGUUGAACUUCUAUUCGUUCAAUGAUUUUGAAAGAUUUGCUUCGAAGGCGUUUAAAUCACACAAUUUGCUCGACGCCAACCUUUACCUCGAGCUAUUGGUCUCCAAGCUUGAACUUCAGCAUUCUACAAUAACCGCAUCUCAACAUUCUAGGAGGGUUCAGAUUCUCAUCAACUUGCUUUUAGAACAUUCCAUGACUUUCAAAGGGCCGCAGGAAUGUCUUAAGUUCUUACGUCUCAUACCACAGAUCGGUCUAGAAGUACGUCCAGCUGCAUUGCUUCGUAUCUUGACUCAAUUGAGGAAAGAUAAGUAUUAUGACGAAGCUUUCCUCUUGAUUGAUAAACUACAAGAGUGCGAGCUUGCCCCUAAUCAGAAGGAAAUUUUCAUGAAUGAAAUACUCUAUGUUAUUGCAAAGAAGUUCCGGUCAUAUCCGCAGGUCAUUAUCGGAUACUAUGCUGCUAUAUUUGGUGAUGGAGCUCUUCACCUCCUCCACCGAUUAGGAUUGCUUCAGUUAAUCUAUAAGGAUGAGUUCAAGAACCUUGACUUUUCUCGUAUCGAAAGAGCUGAUGUACACCAAGCUCUUACAGGAUUCAAGCUUAGUCAUUUUCACUUAUUCGUGGUAUACGAAUCAUUUUUAAGAAGAUUCCAGAGAAAGGCUAGGGCCCCGAAGCUUAUCAAAGCCUUAUAUGACAGAUACAAGAAGGAGAUUGUCAAUCUGAAGACGCACAUGGCAUUCAAGCAUGAACAGGCCGAUGACAAAGUGGUGCCUUAUCUUAUAGAAUGUCUUCUUAAGCAUCAGCCUGGUGCGCUGAACAUGCGGUUGUUGAAGGUCAAUCGUGCAAGAUAUGAGACUGCUAAGGGAAUGGCUGUUGACUACUUCCAGGUUGCCGGGUUAAAGGACAAGGGCAAUAAACACAUGUUUGAUAUGCUUAUCCGGUCUGCCUUACUUCGGUAUCGUGACUACGAGUUUGCAACUGCUAUGAUGAAGUACGGUCAAGAGCUUAACGUACCGCUCUCUUGUGACCUGGUAUUCCCCUUCAUUCUUUACCACUAUGUCCAAGGCGAGAAAGAGAAAGCAGAAUCAUGGUUUAAGGUGCUACUCAAAGAAGGUAUUGACGUGAAACCCACAGAUCUUGAACGUUUGAUAACGAUCAGCAAAGACUGUGGAUGGGAAGUCAAAGGUACAAAGUAUAAGAGAUUGACAGCUUGGCGCAACAAAAAGUCCCGCGAGCAACGUGAAAAUAUUGAUCGAGACCAUCUUGAAGCCCUUGGGGUUAAAACCACCAAUGAGCAAGGCAAGGUCAGUCUUUUAGAGGAACUAGGCUCCAUCCUUAAACGUGUAAAUGAAAGUAAUGAGUAUCGCUUGCAGACACCUCCACAAAGACAGCGUCAGGAUGUGCUAGAGCAAGACAUAACGACACCAACAGAUACGCUUGAUCAUCUUGAUUCCAAGAAAAAGUUUGAAUCCAUCGUAUCUCAUGUGAAUAGAACGCUUCAAGAAUUGAGCGAGGUUUACAGUGAAAUCGGAUACUCCAGCCGUGAGAUCAACCAACGUCAAGCUGAUGUCUUUUUGACAAUUGAUGACACAAUCAAAUCUAUCAGCAGCAGCGCUCUACGAGAGAAGAACCUGGUUCAGAAUGAGUGUGAAUGGCUCCGACAACAGAUCAGGUUUAUGCUUGCAACCCUCAAUGAUAACCAUGGAGAGAAGACGCUAAAGUUGAGCAGCAGAGGAAUUGUGUUUGAAGACGACGUCAUGUAUGCCACUGGUUAUCGAGAAGAUAUCAAAGAACAGGUCCAUUCCUUCCAUCAUUUCAAUCAGCCCUCAUUUGAAGAUUCUCAAUUUGAAGAUGAUGACAUUGCCAACGAUGGCUACUCCAUGCAACAGCAGUAUGACUAUAUGACCAGAAAUGUUCCUCAACUUACACUACUACAAACGAAACUGUCACUCAAUAAUAUUUUCCUAGAUGUCCUCAAAGCAUUUGUUAAAGUUUUCCGCAAGUUCUCCGACCUCAGUUUCCGUUACUGGGACAAUGUGGAGAUCAUUGGAGUGGAAUCAGCCAAGUCAAACAGCUUGAUUUCUCAACUACCGUCUAAGUCUGAAGCUGAGGAAUACCUAAGGCUUUCAGAAGAUUUUGAGAAUACAGUGAAACAACUACGCCUAACUGAUAAAAUGUCUAAAGCCCCAUACACGAAUCCAGCAAAUGCCAAUGAUGACGAUAAUGCCUUUGUUAUACUGAGUCCCAAGAAAGCUAAGAUACGAGACCUCACGAAAUCCCGUGAAGAUGUCGCUGAUUUAUCCACUAUAUCUCAGUCUUCUCCCGACGAAACCAUGAGCCAUCUCCGUGAACUCAAUGGCAAGCUCAUUACAGCUUUACGGAACUUGAAGAUCAUUAAGUUGAAUUCACAAGUUAUUCAGGAUCUCAGCAUGGAAGUUGAACAUACAAAGGCAGAUGUGGCAAGCAGGGCGGUGGAAAUGAAGGAUUUCGUGAACAAAUGCCUAGAUAUGAUUGUCAUUUUGCUGCUCAGUGAUACUGACUUGAUAAAGAUACAACAACGUGCUAUUCAAGGUAAGACCCAGGAGUACGCAAAAGAAGGGCCUUUUGAUUCAGAGGCGUUGAAAUUGAUAGAAGGAGAUAUUCUUGCAUUUGGUUUGGAAACGUCCAAGUUGCUUUAUCUCCAAAAGCUUACCCAUACCUUGGUUCAUCUUCGAGACUCCAAACAAAAGAAAUGGAAUUACUACAUGUCCGCGUGUAUGCGUCUCUGGGACAAGCUUUGUGAGUCUCCACACUUUGUUUCCCAAUUCCAGGAGGAGAAUGCUACGCUCAGUGAGAAAUCGUUGGCAAACCUCAAAAUGGAGCUCAACCGCCUUUACAUGAAGCGGUCUGAAUUCAUCGGUAGCUUUAUCGUCGAUACCCAGAAGGAGAUCUCAGAGUACCAGUCUUUGCUUCUCUACUCUGAUUCGCAAAGACAGUCUUUCGAUUUUUUUGGUUAUAAUGCAGACGAUGACUCAGACGAUAAGGAGCACAUUCUUAACCUUCAUGAAGCUGAACUUAAUAGGCUCAAGGAGGAGUACGAGUCGAAGAAGCCAAUUCUAGAGCUUUAUAAGGAGCUCAACGAGUAUCUUGAGGAUCAGAGAUUCUUGGAGGAGUCAUCUAAAGAUUCUUCUCGACUCCUUCAGAAGGACUCUUGUAAGAUAUUGAUGAAGGAGGAGCGGAUCCGUAAAACGAUUCACAGGAACCUUCCACGUGUGAUAAAGGCUAUAAAGGAGGAGGUCAUCCACUUCAACAAGGAAAUGAUAUCAAGGGAAAAGAAGCCGUUCGCUGUUGCAGGUCAAGAUCUCUAUGAGAAGAUUCUCUCGAUAGAAUCUCAAUGUUCGAACCAGAAACGGUCAAGGUUCACCCGUGGGACAUCUCCCAGACGGCCAUCUGUAUCUCCAAGAAAGCCAGAGCCAUCCUCUAGCCAAAAUGGCUCAACGAAGAAUCCUAGGUUAAGGUCGCCCAUAAAGGUUGGAAAGGAAGUAACUCAGCGGAGAGUGUCGCCUGCCUUACAUUCCGCCUCUCUUUCUAGGUCUCCAGCAGUCUCCGAAAGGAGAUCUUUGACGAAGCUGCUGCUGCUUAACCGGUCACCCGAAGAGCUCAGAGUGGAAAAUGGCGGUUCUAUGAAUGGAUCUACCUUUGAAAGUCCUCCAAAAGCUUCGCGUAUUUCUCUGACAACUAACGUCAGUCUUCGUUCUCAAUUGCCCCCCUUACACUCUCCAUUGAAUCCGGAGACUUCGACCUUGAUGAACUUCAGUCCAUCUGAAAGUACGCUUUAUUCGAUGUGUUCAAGAGUCUCUCCUCUCAGAGACAAAAAUACCAAUGUUAGAGCUGAUUUCACACCGAUAAGAGAGAUAGAAGCCAACCAGGAGGACAAAGAAAAUGCUGGCUCUGCUCCUCCAAAGAAUUUGCUGCCCAAUGGUGCUGAAAAUGACAAGGAGAGUACCAAUCAUAGAUUGAGCACGCACAGUCUUGCCAACUCUACAGUUAUCAGUGAUGUAAAUGAAGACUGGAAAGAGCAAAGAUUACGUGAUAUUCAGUCUCGCAACGACAGGUUUUAUGAUAAUAACCGCUUGUCAUGA